GUUGGGAUGGAGACAGAAGGUUUUGCAAUUUAUGAUGCUAUGAUGCAAUUAAAGAAUGAGAUACAUACGGUUGCUGUUGGAGCUGCAAUAGGUCAGGCAUGUCUCUUACUUGCUGCAGGAACUAAGGGCAAGAGGUUUAUGAUGCCACAUGCCAAAGCCAUGAUUCAACAGCCCCGAGUUCCAUCAUCUGGUUUAAUGCCGGCCAGUGAUGUUCUUAUUCGUGCAAAGGAGAUAAUAAUUAACAGGGAUACCCUUGUCGAACUUAUUGCUAAGCAUACAGAAAAUUCAGUAGAGACUGUUGCUGACGUGAUGAAAAGACCAUUUUACAUGGAUUCUACGAGAGCUAAGGAAUUUGGUGUCAUUGAUAAGAUACUUUGGCGUGGUCAGGAAAAGAUAAUGGCAGAUGCUGCCCCACCUGAGGAAUGGGACAAGAAUGCUGGCAUCAAAGUCCUUGAUGCAAUUUAAUUGUUUUCCAGGAAAAUAAUUGUGUGAGUAUACUCAUUUACUAACAUUUAUUUUUGGUUUGUUGAGGAUUAUAUAUGGAAUAUUGUGUAGGAGAGGGAUUAUACAUAGGAGGAGACUUUAAUGGCCACAUAGGGAAAGAUUGAGAGGGAUAUGAGGGGGCACAUGGUAGACAUGAAUUUAGAGGUAGGAACAGUUUGGAGGUUCUAUCUUAGAUUUUGCUAUUGCAUACGAUUUGAUGAUCGCAAAUACGUUUCUUAGAUAGAUCAUGUAAGGACUGCAAGGUUUUUCCGACGGAGAGUUUCAC
Messenger RNA from Ilex paraguariensis (yerba mate), 769 nucleotides. NCBI's taxonomy places the organism in Eukaryota, Viridiplantae, Streptophyta, Magnoliopsida, Aquifoliales, Aquifoliaceae. The record is from the annotation of a GenBank genome assembly.